AUGGGAAGUUUACCUGAAGCCAGAGUCACGUCUGGGUUUGCAUUCGAAUCGGUUGGAAUCGAUUACUGUGGUCCGGUGACAGUUAAAGAGAGAUUGGGUAGAGGAAAGAAAGCGUACAAAGCGUACAUCGCUGUAUUUGUGUGCAUGAAAACGAAAGCAGUGCAUCUUGAUUUGGUCACAGAUUUGACAACAGAUGCAUUCAUGGCUUGUUUGUCGCGUCUAAUUUCGUUGCGCGGGAGCGUCCGUGAAAUCUUCAGCGACAACGCUACCACAUUCCACGGGGCAUCAAAUGAGAUGAAGUUGGUAUUUGAACACUGGGAGCAAGUGGCUGAUGAAUGCCUUCGUCUUAAGCGCAUUCGAUGGAAUUUUAUCGCACCAUUAUCGCCGAAUCAAGGAGGAUUGUGGGAACGAGCCGUAAGAAGUGCAAAGAAUCACUUGCGUCGUGUUAUUGACACGCAGAUAUUGACUUUCGAAGAAUUUGCCACCGUUUUAGCAUCAGUUGCAGCUUGCAUGAAUAGUCGCCCACUGAUUGCUCUUGAUGAUGACCCAACAGCAUGCGAAGCGCUCACACCAGCUCAUUUGGUCGUUGGUCGCCGAUUGAUUGGCCCAAUACAAUUUGAUUACACAUCGAUACCGGACAACAGAUUGACGCGUUGGCGUUUGAUUCAAAAGAUUGCUCAAGAAUUUUGGUCACGCUGGCAUAGUAAAUAUGUAGCGCAGCAAAUCGAAACAUCGAAAUGGAAUCAGAAGAAGGAAAACAUCGAAGUUGGAGACAUUGUGCUCGUCAAUCAUGACAACUUACCGCCUACUCACUGGCCGCUGGCACGAGUAAUUACAACAUUCCCAAGAGAUGAUGGAUGUGUGAGAAAUGUUGAAGUGAAGCUUGGAUCGUCCACAUUCAAACGAGGAAUUAACAAAAUUGCACGCUUGCCAAUCAACGAUGAAUGA
This is a messenger RNA of Sitodiplosis mosellana (orange wheat blossom midge), 948 nucleotides long. RefSeq lists its product as uncharacterized. Gene Ontology annotation, molecular function: nucleic acid binding. The transcript has a single exon. The record is from RefSeq and is a predicted model, not a curated record. Lineage: Eukaryota; Metazoa; Arthropoda; Insecta; Diptera; Cecidomyiidae. Bases 1 to 948 code for a protein of 315 amino acids. Gene Ontology annotation, biological process: DNA integration.